ACGCUCUGUACCUGAGGGGGGCUCGUCCUCCACCUCCCCGGCGCCUUCGCUCCGCUUCCGUCCCGCGCGCCCCCAGUUCCCGUGCGCACGCGUACCUGGCUCGACCUUCCUUCUCGCGGGGACUAGAAGCCGUGCGUGCACACCCACGCACGUAGCGACGCGUACGUCCACCUGCCCGCCGUACAGGGUGCGUAGUAGAGGCCUCUUCCUGGUCCAUCCGCGCCGCGCAGGCGUAGGCCCACGCUGCGCUUAGCCGUCCCCACACGAGCGUCCCGUCUCCUAGUAACCAGCCGCUGCCCACUCCUUCACCACUUAAUUCUUACUCCCUGCUUGCGGCGGCCGCACCUGAAUAGAACACGCAUGCGCAGGGCUGUAUCUCCGCCAGCCUCCCUCCCUUGGCUCUAGAACACCUGCUGCUUCGCUAUUGCAGCUUUGUAGCAUUUUUCCCCCCCCCAGGGAUAUAUUACCGUUUUGGACCCAAUUUCAGCGAACUCGUUACUCCCCAGAGCUGCUUUUGGGCAGUGGGAGGUUGUUGAGCUCUCCUGCCGUGGCAAGGGGCCGGUUUUCAGUGAAUCUCCUAGGUCGGGUUCUGCUGCUGCAUCCUCUCGGAAGGGAGAAGUUCUUUCUGUUCGGAUGAAAUAGGUAACUAGAUUUUCAUAGCUGUUCUCUGAUGAUCUUGAUAAAGUUUGCACCUCUGUAUUUCAAAUAAUUUUACAUUUGAAGAGACUAACAAUUCCUGUUUUUGCCAGUUUCUGCAGAAUGCCUGCUUUGUUCGGCUCAUGGUGUCCUUUUAUCUUUAAAACCAGCAAUAGCCAGUCAGGUCCUUCCCACAUUGCAUCAUUCUAGCAGUCACCUCUCUUUCACUUAUGCAGACUAGUGAUCGAUCACCAGUGAUGAGUCCAGGAUAAUCUCACCACCUCAAGCAAUCAAGUUGAAGAAACGUUUCCACUACUUAAAGAGGUAUCUGCAAACUGUAUUUAUUCAACCAUCCCCAUGGGAUUUUCCCUUAGUAAAUCUGCUACUCAGGUAUCUGCUAUGCACAUGGAUUCAAAAGUGGAUGAUCAUUUGAUGCAAGGAACUGAGAAAAGCAAGUUGGAACCAGUGACUCGAUUAUUUCAAAACACCAAGAAAAUCAGAUUAGAAGACACGAACCAAGAAAACUUUACAAGAAGUAAAGAGAUUGGCUCAGGAUCUCUUUCAGAGAAAACCUCGGGUUCUGUGGUAUAUGUUAAAGAAAGUGAUGGAAUAGAAAUGACAGAUGUGGAAUGAAGUUAUUUGUACAUACUACCAAAGAAACCAGAAUUUGCUUUUGACUACAAGUGCAUGUUGAAUGAGAACUUACUUAACCUUACUAGGAAAACCUAAUGAAGGAAUACAAUUGCUUAUUUUUCACUAUUCACGAAUCACAGUAGGCUGCACUUUUUUGAUACAUAUUUUAAAAAGUUAAUGUUUUAGGGGAAAAAAAACUUUCCAAAACUCAAGGCAAAAUUCUCUGGUAUUACAUUCUAUCCUUGUCAAAAAUCAGAAUUUUUUGAAUAACAGUAUUUAAAUGGUACCCAAAUAUUUUAAUUAUAAUGUAUUUCUUUAACAAGUGAUCAAAAAACAGUGCCCAAACAAUUUGACAUCUGUAUUUCACACUACGUAUGGUGUACCAAUUUUGUAAGAGUUCUAGUUUGUGAUUUUGCUUUACAUUACUUUAUCUUCCUGCAUUUUUGCAUUUCUGUUCUAUAAGCGAUCACUUCAGGUAAACUCUGCAAAAGAUCAGUAAAUUACGUACCUUGUGAAGCAUUUAACAUUUUAAAUCAAUGACCCUUUUAAAACUGUUUGCCUCCACACUGAAUUCAUUUCAAAAUUACAAAAUAGUUAUUUUCAAGUGUAACAGUUUAUCUUCGAUACUACCAUUUUAUACUACCGAUAUUUAAUAUAAGAAAACAACCUAGUGUUAAAAAUAAUCAUAUAUAUAUAUCAGUUUGUCAUUCUUACUGAAAUGUCUAGUAGUUUGAGACAGCAGUAUUGUCCCAAGUAUUAUAAGAUGAAAUUAAAACCAUUUUGUGUCUGGACAUAUAGUGACCUGUAACUAUAUUAUGUAUGUUUUGAACAUUUUCCUGUACUUUAAAAUUUAUUGGCUAUUUCUAAUGCCCAAUUGUGAGUUAUCUCCAUAAUAGUCAUAAAAACAAAGAUGAAAAGGCAUCUUAUCUUAGGGGAAUCAAUAUUUUAUGAAUCAGAAAAACACAAAUGUAGUAUAUUUAUAGGGAAUAUUAAGCUUAGAGCUAAAUAAAAUUAUUGAAUGGGAUAUAAGCCAAUAGGAUGAUGCUUUUAUCAUUUUCAGAACAUAAUUCUUUGGGACAGAAAAAAAAUUAAAUUAUUUGAUUUGUUCACCUAACCUGGCACUGUGCUUGUUGCUAGAGAUACAGUGGUGAAUAAAAUAGGCACUGCCAUCAUAAUGUUUACCAUCUGUCUGCCAGAGAAGAUAGAACAUCAGACAGUAAUUAUAUAAGAUAAAAAUUAUGAUGUGCCAUGAAGAAAAAGUAAAAUGUCUAGAGGGACAGGACACAUAAACUUGAUUUUUAAUCGUGGGAACUAGGAAGUUUUCUCUAAGGUCAUGUCAUUUAUAGCUUUUGCAGUGAGAUAGUUGUCCAAGUAAGAUGAUGGUAAUGGUCAAGGUCUUGAGAAGUAGAGAGAGUCCUGGUGAAGGUUAGCAGGACAGAAUGAUGGUUUGGAAGUGAGAAGUGAGGAAAAAGAAAGGAAUUCCAGCUAAAAAGGCUAUGCAUGGAAGUUCUCUGGGGAAAAGACUGAGCUCAGGAGCAUGGUUUUGGGACAUAACACAGUUUCCAAGGCAAGUAGACAGUUAUAUGUAUGGAAUUAAAAAUAUGAAUUUUGAAGUUGUAUGUAGAAAUGGUAUUGAAAGCCUUGGAAAUGAAUGAGAUUGUUUAAGGUGAAUGUAUAGUGUGAGCUAAAGUCCUGAGGAACUCAAACAUUUUAGGAGCUGGUCAGCAUGGGGAAGCUAGCAAAGAGAACUGAGGACUUGGCAGUGAGAUGGUAGAAAACUAAGACAAGGUAAUGUCAAGAUUGCCCACAGUAGUUGUUACGGUGGAGGUAGUCAACUGAAAGGCUAGACAAGGAUGGAAAGGUCCAUUGGAUCCAGCAGUAUGAAAUGUUGCAGUAACCUUAGCAAAAACUACUUUCCUCUUUUCUUUUUUUUUUUAAACAGGGGC
Messenger RNA from Lutra lutra (Eurasian river otter), 3215 nucleotides. It is a transcript of the gene C9H2orf15, whose product is annotated as chromosome 9 C2orf15 homolog. The coding region runs from base 994 to 1269 and encodes 91 amino acids. The transcript has 4 exons. Lineage: Eukaryota; Metazoa; Chordata; Mammalia; Carnivora; Mustelidae. The record is from RefSeq and is a predicted model, not a curated record.